AUGUCCUGGGCAGUGUCUAAAUGGCUUCAGGUUUACCUGAAGUGCUACGUUAACGUGAUUCUAUACUAUCGGAAUGUGUACCCUAAAGAAGCCUUCGACUGGACAUCUUUUCAGGCUUUUAAUCUGCCCCGACACGUCCCGAUGAAUCGUCAUCCCGGACUUCAAGGCUACAUUGAGACUAUGGUGGUCGAUAUUAUCUCAAAGUUACAAGCGGUCCGGCAUUUUAAUGUUCGAAUAAUCCAGCAAGACGAUGGUGCAUGCAUCGAACGCUAUGCUUUAGACUUCGGUGAACUGCGACACGACCAAGUCAGUGAUGUUAAAGAGACAGACGUUUUCGACGAGCUUCGAUCUAGCUUGAACAGUUUGAUUUCACGGCUAGAAAAACUACCGCAGAUCAAACCCAAUACGGUAGCUUUCGACAUUGUUAUAGAUUCGGUGGGGUUGAACCUUGGUAGAAAAAUGAACCGGGUCCAAAAUUUGAAAGAGCGUUUAGCACAGGAGCAGGAUUCUAACUGGGUGAAAUGUGCAGAAGAACCAUUUAUAUCAAGUAGUCAGGAACGCAGCCCGCGGAUCAAGAUGAUUACUCUUACUGGCUGUGACGCAGGGCCCUUGGUGAUCUAUCAAUUUAUGGAAGUUCUUAUCGACGCAGAGGCCAGUUUUCGAAUUUACGAGACAUCGAGUUCAUAUCGAAGCUCUGAGGCAGAGCCACUCUUUCCAUGA
This is a messenger RNA of Lachancea lanzarotensis, 720 nucleotides long. It is a transcript of the gene REV7, whose product is annotated as LALA0S04e08130g1_1. Gene Ontology annotation, cellular component: zeta DNA polymerase complex. The record is from RefSeq and is a predicted model, not a curated record. Lineage: Eukaryota; Fungi; Ascomycota; Saccharomycetes; Saccharomycetales; Saccharomycetaceae. The transcript has a single exon. The coding region runs from base 1 to 720 and encodes 239 amino acids.